Molecule: messenger RNA, 1145 nt
Organism: Nicrophorus vespilloides
Lineage: Eukaryota; Metazoa; Arthropoda; Insecta; Coleoptera; Silphidae
Gene: Fer2
Product: helix-loop-helix protein 13
Exons: 5
Coding region: 401-1066 (221 amino acids)
Biological process (GO): regulation of transcription by RNA polymerase II; developmental process
Molecular function (GO): DNA-binding transcription factor activity, RNA polymerase II-specific; RNA polymerase II transcription regulatory region sequence-specific DNA binding; protein dimerization activity
Source: RefSeq, a predicted model, not a curated record
CGUACAUAACGCAAACAAAAUUAGAAUGUCUGGCGCGUAUUGAUUCUGUGAGCGAAAUGUCCCUUGCGCUGGAUGGGCCUGCAGUUGAUGGCCAAUUUAUUUCGCAUCAAGGACUCCGACUGCGAAGAGAAAAGAGAAACCUGUCAGGAGCAGAGGCCCGUUCAACCCUGCAAUUUGCCGACGACCAAUGGGCUUUCAGCUUAAUCGCUAUUGGUGCAACCCUCCGCCCAAAAUCGAUCCGAAACCAACAAAAUCCAACCCUCCGCAACCCCCACAUAACAACGAGAAAAAGAAGAGAGAAUCUAGCCCGAGCGUAUAAAUAGUAAACCCCCUGGGGAUCGACGCUCACUUCCGUUUUCAGUCAUCCAAGUAGUGUAAAGUGGACUUAAUUGAGAUAACCAUGAGCUCCAGCCGUCAGCAUUCCCAACUGCCAGACAGUUCCUCAUCUCCACCGAUUAAUUUACAGUAUGGUAAUUACAAUGCCACCGAUGAUUUGUCCGAAGAGGAGCUGUCCGAGCUUCCCAGUUGCGCCUUCGCCGGAAGAAACUCCGGGAACAACAUGCAGCAUCACUACCUGACCAACAUGCAUCACUCCAACCAUAAUAAUGUGGAUGCAGGUCAUUGCGGCGGCAGCGGUUCUCUGAACGGCGAAUAUUACUCCAACUCUCCAUACAGGGUGCAAAGACACGCGGCCAACAUCCGAGAGAGGAAAAGGAUGCUGAGGUCUGCUAUUGGACCCACCGGCAGUAUAAACUCCGCGUUUGAUGAGCUACGGAUGCACGUUCCUACCUUCCCUUACGAGAAGAGGCUCAGCAAGAUUGACACCCUUCGAUUGGCUAUCGCCUAUAUAGCCCUCCUCAGGGAAGUCCUGACUGCAGACUGCGAUCCCCUCACCUACGUGGAACGUUGUCUUCGAGGCGAAAUCAAAGCGGACAGAGCUAAUUGGAACACAAGUGAUUUAACUGCCCGUUUAUCUUGGAUCAACUGGGAGAAUCUGGGGGUGAAUCCGGGUAGGAGAAGUGCUUUAACAUCGCUGGCCCUAACCUCCGACAACAUGAACCAUUGAUUGUUAAUUUCACUUGCCACGUGUGCAAUAACAGAAUGCCAAAGAUUGUUAAUUUUUUGAAUAAAGUUUUUCGUUUAUC